GUGCAGCCCCGCCUGGUGAGCCACCAUGGAGGCCUCGCACGCAUCCAGCACGAGCCGCUCGAUGCUCAUCUCGGACGCGCUACGCAAGUACAAGAUCAUUGUCGGCUACCUCGUAUUCGUCGCCAUGCUCAUCGGCGUCUUCGUCGUCAAGGACCGGCUGGUGCAGUGCGGCCUCGCCGUCGGGGGCAUCGUGGUGCUCUGGACGCUCGAGCCCAUCCCCUAUCACGUCGCCUCGUUCGUGCCCUUGGUGGUGUUCCCGCUCUCCAACCUCAUCCCGGCCAAGGAAGUCGCCAUGAGAUACAUGAACGAUGACAUCAUCCGUGCGCUGUCGGGACUGUUCAUCUCCAUCCUACUGCAGACGUCCAAGCUGAACCGGCGCAUGGCGCUGUACCUGAUGCUCGCGGUGGGCACCAGCGUGCGCUGGCUGCUGCUGGUGUACAUGUGGCUCGUCUUCCUCUUCGCCAUGUUCGUGACGGACGCCGCGGUGACGGCGAUCAUGAUCUCGCUCGUGGACACCCUGGUGGCCGAGGUGUACGCCAGCAAGGUGCGCGUGCGCGUCGUCAAGCUCAACAAGGCCAACGAAGAGGCGAGGCUCAAGCAGCAGCAAGCCGCGGCCGCGGGCGGAGCCGGGGCUGAGCAGGAAGCCCGUGCGGGACUCGACGGCCAGGAGAUCGCGCCCUACGGUAUGCACAAACACAGCAGGUACGGUGCAGCGCUGCUCAGCUCGAGGACGUAG
Rhipicephalus sanguineus (brown dog tick) is the source of this 736-nucleotide messenger RNA. Its product is annotated as solute carrier family 13 member 5-like. Gene Ontology annotation, molecular function: succinate transmembrane transporter activity; citrate transmembrane transporter activity. The record is from RefSeq and is a predicted model, not a curated record. The transcript has 3 exons. NCBI's taxonomy places the organism in Eukaryota, Metazoa, Arthropoda, Arachnida, Ixodida, Ixodidae. The coding region runs from base 26 to 736 and encodes 236 amino acids. Gene Ontology annotation, biological process: monoatomic anion transmembrane transport; citrate transport. Gene Ontology annotation, cellular component: membrane.